AAGUUCUGCCAGCGCACCAGCCAUUCUCUUAGAACGCGUAGUCUCUGGCCAAAAUGAUGCAUGCGAUAUUCAGGUCACCAGCACCUCGCGCAGCAUCGAGCUGAGCGUGGGCGGCUCAAAUGACUUGGCGCCAUCCUACGCCACAACGCUUCGCGGCAAGCCCGCAGAGCCGGGCCUGCUGCCGAAGCCGUGCUUCACAGUCGUCGUGCCAGUGCGACAGGGCUAUCCAGACUGGCAGCAGCUCCUGCUCAGGUUCGCUUCAUCCGGCAGCGGCAGCUGCCACGUGUGCGACAUACAGCUGCUGCUGCCGCCGCCGCCGCCGCCGUGCCUCCCUCGUGUUGCCAUUGUAAAGGGCGCAGCAGCGCCAGCACCAGCGCCAGUGGCCCCCGCGGCUGCCGCUGCUGUCACACAGGAUUCCGCCGCCGGCACGGGGCAGGACGCUGUAGGUGGAAGUGGAGUUGGUGUUGCUGCAGCCCCACGCUGCAGCGACGGCAGCGGCGGGCCACACGCCUCCGCCGCUACCGCUGGGCCACAGCAGGUAGCGGAGCUAGGACCUGAGGACCCCAGCGGCCCACCCGCAGCGAACGGGGCUGGCUGUAGCAACGGCGAGCGCAGUAGCACUGCUGGCGGUCGUGCUGGGACCGCAGCAGCAGCAGCCGUGCUGGCAUCUUCGGGCGCAAGCAACGGCGUGGCACGGCCGGCGGGGUCCCAGAUGCAGCAGUUGCGGGAGCUGUUGCAGGUGGCGGCAGCCGGCGGCCCGGGUCUGGGCGCGGCCGCGGGCUGCGGCCCUGCGGCUGAGCCGCGCUCCCCAGCGGCGGCGGGUGCGGCGAAUGCCAACCGUGGCCUCGCAGCCACCCUGGCCCGGUCAUUGCUGGCUGCAUCAGCCGCAUCUGCGAUUGCGCCGCCGCAACCGCAACCGCCAGUUCAGCCGCUGACACAACCGCCCGGGGGCAUGCAGCACCAGCAGCAGCAGCAACAGUCACAGAAGCCCUCGCUCGUUAGCACCGCCAGCACCGACGCCCAGCACCCAGGUCCGGCGCUGCCAGGCCCCGGGCUGGGGGCUGCAGCAGUAGCUGCAUCCGCAGGUCCACUUGGCCUCGGUAUCGGCGGUGGCGGUGGCGGCGGCGGCAGUUUUGCUGGGCCCACUGGUCUGGGCUCCAUGCUGGGGGCACUGCCGGCACUGUCCGCCGCUGUGGCGCAGCUAUCUGACGUGGCGGCGCGAGUGCGGCGCAUCGAGGAGCACUUGGUGAUGUCGGGUGGCGGCGGCGGCGGUGGCAGUAGUAGCGGCGGACGCGGAGGAGGUGAAGGGGGCAGCGCGGCUGUAGCAGGGCCGCCAGCAGUAGCAGUGGGUGGUGCAGCAGGGGCUGGGGCGGCUGCUGCUGCAGCGCCAUCGCUCGCUGAGGGGGCGGGUGGGGGUGCCGGCAGUGCUUCGGUUCUUCCUGCAGGAGGGGUGUGUGAGCAGGCUGACAGCCCCAUGUGGCAUGAGGGGUGUGACAGCCAGGCAACCCGUACUAGCACAGGUGCUAGCGCUGGUGGCGGUGCUGGUGCUGCUGCCGCUGCUCGAGGUGGUGUUGGUGACGGAGGAAGUGGCAACGAACAGGCGAGGGCGGCGGGGGCUGCGGAUCAGCUACUGCAGCUGCUGCCCUCGCUGCUCCAGUCCAUGAGGGGGCUGGAGGGGGCGGUGGCGGAGCAGGGGCGGCAGCUGGCGGCGCUAGGGCGGCAGGUAGCGGGGUUGCAGGACCGGAUGGACGUCGUGCUGGCGGCGGCGGCAGGGGGGCAGCAGGCGGCUGUGGAGGCAGGAGCGGGGGCUGAUGGCGCUGAGAGCUGAGGGAUGGGGUGUGGCUGCCGUUAUAGGUGUCCGGUCUGGCCAUGCGGCGCGUAGAGCUGCAAUGCUGCUGGUCUGGUUCAGCUGAUUUGGGGCGGAAUUCAGUUUAGAGAUGCAGCGUGCCGGAGUUACACUGUGAAAGAGGGUGCACGCAGCCCACCAGGGCCUGUGCCCUCGUGUAUUGCAUGCUGUCCGU
Molecule: messenger RNA, 2021 nt
Organism: Chlamydomonas reinhardtii
Lineage: Eukaryota; Viridiplantae; Chlorophyta; Chlorophyceae; Chlamydomonadales; Chlamydomonadaceae
Exons: 3
Coding region: 713-1828 (371 amino acids)
Source: RefSeq, a predicted model, not a curated record